AAGAGAUCAGCUCGGUAAAUGUCGAUUCACAGACAUGCGGCGUGACCUUUACUAUAGACAUCCACUGCAAUGUCUCUGGAUGUGUUCAUCGAGAACGCUGUACAGUAUUUACAGCAAGAGGCUUUGUGGGAAACAUUGAAGUAGAUGACUAAAAGGGUUUCCUAGUGAUUCAUUCUCCUUCACUUGAACACUAAUCAUUUGACAAACUCCUAGUCAGGAAAAAUAUUUCACUUUGUGGUGUUAUUCCCGAAUGUGUGCAAAUGUUUCUCGUCCCUUGUCUCCCUCUCUUCCGUCUUUUUCUUCUCCUUCUCCUCUCUCCACUCACCAGACCUAAUUCAUCAUCCUCCUUUCCACUGCCAAAGAGAUUUAAUGAUAAACAUUAAAAGCUUUCCAGUGCAGCUCUGCAGAUGUGGCAUAAUUAUGUGUUAAUUAGCAAAGCCCGUAUCCCGUGUCUUUAUGGCACUAUGGCUUUCUGCUGCAAAACCAUCAUGCCAUCAUCUCUCCACUUCAUUGGAUUUCCCCUUUAUCAACCUGAUCAGGCCAGUAUUGAGCAGGGCAAUAAAGACAAUAAAGGAAUGGUCCAAAAGCCGAGAGGAGAGGGAUAGAAGGAAGGAAGGAAGGAGGAGACGAGGGCGGUAGGGAGAGGCAGGGAGCUGGAGAGAAAGGGUGAUGUCACCUCCAGCCAGCAGCGAAUCAGACGCAGGGAGGGAGAGAACGAGCGAGUCUGAGAGGGUGUGCGUGUGUGUGUGUGUGUGUGUGAGAAUGUAUUUUUUUUUCUAGCACUGCAGCAUCAGCGCACAGAGGCCACCAUCAAUUUGCUAGAGAGGAAGACGCACAAGACUUCACCUCACGGAAGAGAGGGAAAAUAUCAAAUAAGGGAAGAACGUCUGUCACGUUGGAAGACAGCAGGAGGCGUGGACCUUCAAGAGACAGAGAGAGAGAGAGAGAGAAAGAGAGCAGGGGGAAUAAGAAACAGAGCCAGUGAAAAAGAGGGACGCUGAGAGAAGCUGCGGAGAUAAACUGCACCGGUGAAGCAGAAGAAGCAGAGAGAGUGACGAGGUGUUGAUUGUGUGUGCUGUUUGGAGGUUAUCCUCACAGUGUGUUUGAGCCUGGGAGCAGGUGCAGCUUUGAUGGAACAGUGAGCAAUGCCUACCACGCUACUACAGCAGGCUGGCAGCAGGGGGCGCCACCUAAAUCACCCUCUCCCGCUCCUCGGUACCCUUUUCCUUCUGGUGCUCGCUCCUACGCCAGGCCAGACUGCCAUCCGUAUUGCAGAACACUACCGCGUUAAAGGCCUAAAGACGCCCCCACAGAUAACUGUCCAACCUGAAUCCAUCAUUGCCUUCUCCUCUGAUGACAUCAUGCUCAAGUGUGAGGCAACUGGGGAUCCCUCUCCCAUAUUUCGAUGGGUUAAAGAUGGAAUGGCAUUUGACCCAUCCAGCAUCUCUGGUGUCACCACAUCUCUCGAUUCUGGGAGUUUUAUGGUCAAAGAAUCUCCCAUUCACCAGUUCCAUGGCAACUACACCUGCCUGGCCUCCAAUGAGCUGGGCACGGCUGUCUCCAACGAGGUCCACAUCAUCACCGAGGAUACUCCUACAAUACAACGUGAGAAGAAGGAGGAGAAGAGGGCGGAAGAAGGAAGUCCUGUUAUCUUACACUGCAACCCUCCGCAAAGUUCUGCGACUCCUUUGAUUCACUGGAUGGAUAGGAGUCUCCGGCACAUCAAGCAGAGCGAUCGUGUGAUUCAGGGCCGUGAUGGAAACCUCUACUUCUCUCAUGUGACCCUUGGGGACAGCAGAAAUGAUUACACUUGCAACGUGCAGUUUCUGGGAGCCCGCAUCAUUGUAGCCAAAGAACCCAUUAGCCUAAAGGUCACAUCGUCUAACUCAUUGCGAAACAGACGGCCUCAGAUGAUGAGACCUACCGGCUCUCACAGCUCCUAUCUGGUCCUGAGGGGCCAAACCUUCGAACUGGAGUGUAUCGUCCAGGGCCUGCCCACUCCCUCCAUCCAGUGGGUGAGGAAGGAUGGAGUGCUGCCUGAGUCUCGUACAUCCAGUAAGAACUCCACAGAGAAAUGGCUGCUGCGCUUCACUAACAUCUCAGAGCAGGAUGAUGGGGAGUACCAGUGCACAGCCAACAACUCCCAAGGCACCGUCACACACAUUUAUACCGUCUCUGUGGAAGCUGCUCCGUACUGGAUAAAGGAACCGGUUAGUGAACUGUACGCCCCAGGAGAGAUGGUCCGAUUGGAGUGUCGGGCAGACGGGAUCCCAACUCCGCAAGUCACCUGGAGUAUCAACGGAUAUGCUCUCUCGGAUAUUGACCCGGAGUCGCGGCGUACUGUAAAAGGAGGAACUCUCAUACUGGAAAAGGUGAAGCUGAGUGACACUGCAGUGUACCAGUGCAAAGCCUCUAAUAAACACGGCACCAUACUUAUCAACGCCUACGUCUUCGUUGUCGUGCUUCCUCCACAGAUCCUGACGGAGGACUCGUUGUUGUACAGAGUGACCGAGGGAAAGACGGCCAAGUUGCAGUGCAUGACCUUCGGUUCGCCCCGCCCGAAAGUCACAUGGGAGCGUGAAACCUGGGACUUUGUCAUUUCCAACUCCAGGAUGAAUCAGCUAAGCAAUGGUACUCUGGAGAUUAGCAAUGUAUCCUACAAUGAUACAGGACUGUACACCUGCUCAGUGGGUGAAGACAAACUCAGCAUCACUGCCGAGCUGGAAGUCCUCAACCAGACAGUGAUCGUGAAUCCUCCUCAGGCCCUGUAUGUUCAGAAGGGGAAGACGGCCACCUUCACCUGUCAGUACCAGAUGGACGGCAAUCUGGGUCCGCCUCAAAUCCUGUGGAGGAGAACCAACAAGAAGCUUGAUGAAUCCUCUGAUAUAGACAAGUACAUAAUUGACGAGACAGAGCUCAUAAUAAAUGAUGUCCAGGAUGAAGAUGAGGGUGUUUAUAGUUGUGAGGUCAUAACAAGUCUGGACAUGGCUGAAGCUAGUGGCAGCCUCACAGUUGUUGACCGACCGGACCCUCCUUCCAUGCUGCAGAUCACUGAGACUGGAGAUCAUGCAGUAACUCUGUUAUGGGUUCCUGGGGAUAACCACAAAAGCCCUAUUUUAGAGUAUGUGGUGGAGGCUGAAGAGACUAGCACCGACACAGAGGAGUGGGAGGAGCUUAUGCGGGCAGCUGGAGACACUCGGCGCAUCAGGCUCCCACUGAAACCUUUCCUCUCGUACCGCUUCCGGGUCAUUGCCAUCAACAAGAUUGGCAAGAGUGACCCCAGCCAGCCUUCAGCAGCUUUCUCCACUCCUGCAGAUCGACCAAGCAGUAACCCAGAAGGAGUGCGCAGCGAGUCCCUCGACCCAGAUACGCUUGUCAUCACAUGGAAGGAGAUGGAUAGAAGGAGCUUUAAUGGCCCGGAUUUCCGCUACAAAGUGAUGUGGAGGAAGGUUGUAGGCAGUGGGCCAUCUUGGCACUCUAACUUUACCACCUCACCACCCUUUGUUGUCAUGGAUGUGGGAGAUUUCAGCGCAUUUGACAUUAAGGUGCAGGCUGUUAAUGUUCUGGGAGAGGGCCCAGAACCUAAAUCUACCAUCGGCUACUCUGGAGAGGAUUAUCCCGUGGACGCUCCUCUGAAUGUAGGAGUGGAUCUGCUCAACAGCACUGCCAUCAGGGUAACGUGGGCCCCGGUAGACAGCGAGACCGUGAAGGGACAUCUGAUGGGCUACAAGAUCCACCUGGCGUACUACGGCUCCUGCGGCAAACACCAUCACCAAAAGUGCAUCAGUGGAGAAGGCGAGCCACUGAAUGUGGUUGUAGUGACAACCAGAGCUAACGAGGAGAAAAAGGUUCUGGGAGGCCUGCGGCCGUAUUCCUCCUAUUCUCUCACCGUUAGUGUCUUCAACAGCAAGGGAGAUGGACCCGAGUCAGAAGCCCGGCCCUUCCACACGCCUGAGGGAGUUCCUGGUCCUCCCACUUCUUUGAUAUUGUCCAGUCCCUCUGAGACGGAGAUGACUCUCCACUGGACUCCACCUUCUCAAGAAAAUGGAAUUCUGGUCGGAUACCUACUACAGUACAAAGAGUUAGACAAUGCGGACAGCCCCAUGCAGGUGGAGAAGAUUGGUGACCCCACAGUGCAUCAGAUAAACAUUAAAGAUCUGGACCGUCAUAGCCGUUAUCGUUUCUACCUGCGGGGGUACACUGCAGCUGGAGAAGGCCUGCCCAUCACCAAAGUGGGAGCGACUACACUUGAUGGAGGUCCACCUCGCAACUUUAGUUUGUCUGUCGGAGAGUCGGUAGUUAAUCUAAGCUGGGUUUUUCCUGAGAGACAAAGGAAUGUCGGUUUCCAUAUCAAGUACAUGAGGACGAAUGGCCGCGGAAGAUGGAUGAAGUCAGAGAAAGUGAACACGUCUCAGUCCUUUUACUCCAUGCAGGGCCUCCAGCCUGGAUCUCAAUACUGCUUGCGCUUCAUCUUCAGCAAUGGUACCUUCUGGGAAACUAACAUAGAAACAAAAGGAGCAGGAGUGCCAGAGAAGCAGAGUAGCUUUGCUACUGAAGGCUGGUUUAUUGGGCUCAUCAGCGCCCUCGUGCUGUUGUUGCUGCUUCUGCUCAUUCUCUGCUUUGUCAAGCGGAAUAAAGGUGGAAAGUAUUCAGUGAAAGACAAGGAGGAGGGCCAGGUGGACUCGGAGUCUCGGCCUAUGAAGGAUGAGACGUUCGGGGAGUACAGAUCACUAGAGAGUGACAAUGAAGAGAAGCGCACAGCCAGCCAGCCGUCUCUGUGCGAUGACAGCAAGCUGUGUAGCGACGAUGGCCUGGAUGAUUACGGCAACAGCCACAGCGUUCACACCAAGGUGACCAUGGACGAGUCUCUGGCCAGUCAGUGCAGCGGAGUCAGAGACGGGCUGGAGAUCGAGAGGCAUGACAGCUCGCCCCUUAAAUCUGCCGCUACCAACCACGGCCUGCCCAACUCUGCUGUUGUCCUCGACUAGCGGGGCAGCGUGAAUCAGAAGAAGACUCCACCCUGGACUCACAACUCGUAUCUGAACGACUGACCAAACAAUAAAUAUUACACACAGUGCAAUGUCAACGUGUACGCUAAAGCAAAUGCCAAGUAAAAAAAAAACAACAGAUACAGUGCUGGGACUGACUUUAGACAUAAUCUGACCAACUCUUUCACCUCUGGUAGAGCCAGAAGGGAGGAAUAAUUUACAAUAGACUAGACUAACCUUAUGUGUAGGGACUGCCAUGUUUGCGAAUUGUUUACAGAUAAAAAUCUCUCUUCUCUUGUAAUAUGUCUUUUCAGAGUAGCCUGCAACAAGCAUCCCAGUUUCCUGCCUGAUAAAAUUAUACAGAAUAGACUUUCAUUAAAGGACAAAUCCACCGUGAACAACUUACAUAUUACUCUUUAUAAUUCACUGGCAUCCGAGAUUCAGUUUGUAAUGAGACGUUUUUAAUUUCAUCGACAUGUCGGUCUAUUUUCACUUAACAAUGCCUUUGAUCGUGGCACCUGUAGGAUUUCGCCCUUGCUUCCUCUCUAAAUAAAGAGAGCGAUGCAGCAGUGCUUUAGUCCUUUAGUCUGUCCGGCUCUCCCACCUCACCAUCUGUACGCUCUACUCAAACAGAUCAGCUUCCAAAAGGUUAACUUUCAUGCUAGUACCACCAACACUGCCGCGCUCGUCAUCACAUUCUCCAGCUCUGAAUCCACUGUUUGCGCCAAUCUUUCCGCUGUUUCUCGUUAACACGAUACUGAACAUCACUAGAAAACGGAAGAGAAAAAGGAGCUCUUUUGUUUUUUUAUGCGCUAACACAAAACCUGGCAAUUAUCUCUUAUGUUUGAGAUUGCGAACAUAUUUUUUCUCUCUCUCUUAUUAAACGCCAUUGUAACUGUGCUAGCAAUGUCACCAUGUGACGUAAUGGCAACAAACGACCUCUAACUUCUCAAAAGACAGCACCGACCAACAAAUUAUCGCCGGAAACAUGAAAAAAACACAUCACAAAUGUUUCAAUUUAACACACUGAAGGUGUUUCAGAGUAGAGUUUUCCUUUAACGAUGACGAUUUUUAAAGUGACGCUUUAGAUUUAACGUGACAAGGACACUUAUAGACACCGCAUGGUUAAUGCCAAAUACAGGACAGUGUGCACAGCAGAGAAAGAGAUUGAGGGCCUUAAAAUCCUGGUAAGUGCAUCAUGUAAGCAUAUGUACGACACAUUGCAUAUGAGUUGCAUUGAUGUAGUUCAUUAUUAUAUCUAUAUAUAUACAUAUAUAAAUAGUUAUGUGGUUUGCCAUUUCAUUGUCUUGCCUCAUUGUUUGAGAUCUAUGCAUUUUUUUAAUUUGAUUUUUUAAAAACUUUUUUGGACAAUUUUGUGAUCAUCUUUUCUCGAGUGAGGUUUUUUGUUGUUUUUUUUUUUUUCUCCUUGAAUUUUGUGUCCUUCUACAAAAUACGCAUCCAGGACUCCAUAGCCAAGCUGCCGGCACUUAGAAAUAUAUCCGAUGCAAUGAUCCGCUGAUAUGAGGUGCUUUAUAUCAGGCUGUAUGUAGUCACUCUAGCAGUUAGCCAUGCCCAGUAUUAGAGAGCUGCCAUCUCAGAACCCUGACCAUUUUCAGCUCUAACGUUUCUCAUUUGUGCGUAGCUCCCUAUAUGUGUGUGUCGCUUUGUAUUGUAGUCUGCAUAGUGUAUUAAACGAUGUAUACUGACAAAUCCUCUCUUGCAGUCCUGCUGGUAUAAAGCCAUAUGUAUACACUUCCGAGGUGUAUUCGGGUAUGAGGUAGUAUUGAAGUUGAUGGGGUUGUGAGAGAGCACAUCACACAUACACACAUACACUAAUUUCAGCUUGGUUAAAACAAUCAUGUGUAAUUAACCCAGUUUGUGUCUUACACAGAGAAUGUAUGCUUUGUUGGGGUCGGAAUUUUGAUUCCUUACCUGUAUACCAAAUAGCAUUUGUUCCUGGUUCGAUCGAUGUGCGAUGUGCGUGCUGUCUUUAAGUUUCGAUAAGCAGUGUUAUGUGAAUAAAACUGAACAAGAACAUCACGAGACGCCUGCUUAAAAGAAAAAAAAAAAAAACAGUUUCGAUUUUGUUGUUCUGAAGAAACUGAGAAAAAAAAAGCUCUCGAAAUUUAUUUGAAUGUAAAUAAAUUCCAAACGAUUGUUUUGCUAUGGCCUCUAUUUGUAACCGUGUCUUGUUGAUUGAUUACCAUGGGUUUUGGGGUUGUUAAUGUUUUAAUUCUUAACCUUUGACCUUUUGUCUAGUUAGUUGUAAGAUAACUGUUCUAGAUAAGUAGAGAAUAGGAUUUUUUUUUUUUUUUUUUCGGAAAACUUAAAAAAGGAAGUCCAAACAAGCUGUCCUUUCAUAUUGUGAUGAAAAUCCGAUCACGUCGUUUUUAGAAAAAGCAAAAUACAACUUCAUGGCCAUUCAAUAAAACACAAUCGGUUUCUUCUGAGAAUUCCUUUCCUGCUCUGUUUGCUUACGAGUUGCAGUAUUGUGUGUAUCUGUUGUGAAGCAAUUCCUGCGCAAGCACUAUGAGGAAGCAGAGGUACUCGAGUCUUGUUUGUAUCCAGCACACACACACACACAUAUACACGUGCAGGGAGAAAUUACAAUGUGCUGACUUAAGCUCAUUGAAAGCACUAAGUCCCCUGCAGUGAAGUGUACUCGUUGGGGAAGUGUGUGAUGCAGUAAGUCUGGACUGUUGGUUUUAAUUUGUCGGCCUCUAUGUUGUUGCUAUACAGACACACUCAGGACAAAGUUCUCCUAGACGUUUAUUUUCAUACAGGACGAAUAAGUGAUGUGAAUUGUGUCAACGUUCAACCGAACUGCUGCUAGACGUCCGUGCUCUGUUAAUGUCCCAGAACUUGCAGAAAUACGCUACACAGCUGUUUUGCUUUUCGGAAGGCUGUAGCUGCAACAUUGCCUGUUGUCAUAUAAUACGUCAUAUUACUGUGGCAUUUUACCUAUAAAUAUAACGUAGUUUCUGAUCAUUUAAAAAUCUCUCUAGGCUCAGUUCUAGCUCCAAGACUAGACAUCGCUUGAUUCAAAGUAUCUCUCAUAUCAUGUAUAUCCUAUGUUUGUUUGUUUGAUCUAAUAAACCGUUAAAUAAAUCGGAUCUGAAUGAGAGGAUUGCACUUGUAGCUGAGUGAUGAAUAGCCAUGUCCAUGUCGCUUUUCCUUUGCGUUUGUCUAUGCCGUGGUGCUGAGUGGAGGACUGGGCCAGUGACUGUGGUGGGCUUGUAAUAGAAAAUGAUACUGUAUGUAAAUCAUGAAUCAGCCACUGUAUGUAAAUGCUUCAAGAAUAAAAAUCCAUGGAACAA
Messenger RNA from Ictalurus furcatus (blue catfish), 8305 nucleotides. It is a transcript of the gene l1cama, whose product is annotated as L1 cell adhesion molecule, paralog a. The coding region runs from base 1146 to 4988 and encodes 1280 amino acids. Gene Ontology annotation, molecular function: protein binding. Gene Ontology annotation, biological process: cell-cell adhesion. NCBI's taxonomy places the organism in Eukaryota, Metazoa, Chordata, Actinopteri, Siluriformes, Ictaluridae. The record is from RefSeq and is a predicted model, not a curated record. The transcript has 29 exons.